ACCGUGGUUCGCACCCUCACGCCAAUCUAUUGGCCGAAUACCGAUCUCCCGCCUCGCCGAGGCGCUGGAACGUUUUGUUUAAGCACAGGCCGCCUCAUCUAACCACCAGGCGGCGCACGUUGAAGUGUUUCCAUCAUGGCGGCCACUCUUCCUGUAGAUAUGGAGCUGAAAAAAGCUUUCAAAGAGUUACAACAGAAAAUGAUAGAAACUAGUCAGAAAUUAAAAAUGGCAGAUCUACAAAUAGAGAAUUUAAAUCGUAACAUACAACAUUCUAAACUGACUAAUACUGAAAUAUCUAGUAUGCCAGAAAAUACAAGAAUGUAUUUAGGCAUAGGAAGAAUGUUUCUUUUGACGGAUAAAGAUAAUAUCAAAGAUGGUUUAGUGAAGAAGGUUAAAACAUCAGAAGAUAAAAUUAAAAAUUUACAGAAUAACAAAGUUUAUUUGGAAAGAAGUUUAAAGGAAAGUGAAAACAAUUUAAGGGAAAUGGUACUACAGAAAAAGAAAGGACAAUAGUAUCUCUUAAUGUUGGUCUCAGUUAAAACUGUAUGUUGGUUUGUUAUAUGUUUCCAUCUCUAUUACUUUAACUCGUUCAAGAACCCAUUUGUUAUGUGAAGAUGUUUUUCUGCUCAUGUUACGGCAAACCAUUCACAUUCAAAAGCAUUUAUUUGACUGCAAAAAUCUCCAUCAGAAGUUCGCUAAGCAGGAUUAGUUCUUUUGGAUGUGAGAAAAUUAGGUUUUUAUAUUUAUGAUGAUGAUAAAAUUAACAUAUUAACAUUAAAAAAGUUUUGUAUACAAAAUAAAUCUAUGAAUAAAUCUUUCACGAACUA
Centruroides sculpturatus (bark scorpion) is the source of this 827-nucleotide messenger RNA. RefSeq names its product prefoldin subunit 1-like (gene Pfdn1). Gene Ontology annotation, molecular function: protein folding chaperone. The record is from RefSeq and is a predicted model, not a curated record. Gene Ontology annotation, biological process: protein folding. The transcript is spliced from 4 exons. Lineage: Eukaryota; Metazoa; Arthropoda; Arachnida; Scorpiones; Buthidae. The coding region runs from base 136 to 513 and encodes 125 amino acids. Gene Ontology annotation, cellular component: cytoplasm; prefoldin complex.